Molecule: messenger RNA, 1137 nt
Organism: Ciona intestinalis (vase tunicate)
Lineage: Eukaryota; Metazoa; Chordata; Ascidiacea; Phlebobranchia; Cionidae
Source: RefSeq, a predicted model, not a curated record
UUGACCACAAUAGUAAACGGGAACGACUUGCGAAAGAAAAAGAGUAUUAUCAUCUCUCUCGUUUACCGACAUUGGAGAUUCUAUUCUUUUUCUAUUCUAUUUUUAUUUCUGUGCUUGAAACUGUGCAAAAUGUGUCUAGUAACAUUUUAUCCCGGAACAUUUUUUAGCAGGUGUAUUUUUAAUAUAUACCUCGUAUUCUGUUUUUUUCGAUCUACUACGCAUGUGCAGUAGCGUCUUUGGGGCAUGCGCAAUAGCGCCCGGUACGAAUUUUUCAGUUGGAACGAAUAUAUCGCGACACCGGAGCCGUAUACCAUCACUAGCUGUGAGGUCCAGAACCAAGAAAUGCGUUAAAUAAUGAACAAAUUAUCAUCCCAAAAAAUUAUCAGGUUUGCGAUAUUCAUUUUUAUUAUACAGACUCUUUGAAUGAUUGAAAAUAACGUGUCCAUUUUUCUACUACGUUUAUGAGGAUUAUAUCAUGUACAUAUGCGUCAUAAUGCUAUUUCUUCGGUAUUUAUUUCGAAUUUGGUUUUGUAGAAAUAAACAAACAAAUAUAUCUAACUGUUUGCCAGACUCGAAAGUUUCUUUUCCGUUAAACAGGGAUAAUGUCUGUCCCAAGUGGAAUAAACAGCAGCAUGAAACGGCGAGGCAGUAUGUUCGAUGCUUCGCUCGCUCGACUGAACCCAGUGGGAUCAAGUUUGUGCACGUUUCAAGAAGAUCCAACAAGUGAAUUGUUUCUUAUGAAAAAGUUUUCCGUUCGUUACCAGAAUACGUAUAAAGUGGACCCAGAUAAAAAAUUUGAGCCUGGGAAAGUCCAGGCUAUAUUAGAACAAGUCCUUAUGGACAAACUAGAAGACGUUGAAUACAAUUCAGUUAUAAGCCGUGAACUGAGCAAGCAGAUUUCUGACAAAAUAUUGAAAAUCCUAAAAACUCUUGGUUAUAACAGACAUAAACUUGUCGUCCUGGUCAACAUCGGCCAGUUAAAAGAUCAGGGAACAAGAGUAAGCAGCAGGUGCUUGAUGGACACCAAACGUGACAGCUGGGCGGGUGCUUUAUAUGAAGGAAAGACAUUAUGGGCGACUGCUACCGUGUACGGAAUAUAUUAUGAAUAAGUAAUACAAGAUAUUGUUCCGAUACGUU